Talaromyces atroroseus is the source of this 300-nucleotide messenger RNA. RefSeq lists its product as hypothetical. The coding region runs from base 1 to 300 and encodes 99 amino acids. NCBI's taxonomy places the organism in Eukaryota, Fungi, Ascomycota, Eurotiomycetes, Eurotiales, Trichocomaceae. The record is from RefSeq and is a predicted model, not a curated record. The transcript has 3 exons.
AUGAUGCGCGUUAGAUUGCUGAAGAUGCGGAUCCUUGGCAUCAACAAACAUUUGGAAGCACCUAUCACACCGGGAAUGGCCAUUGAUAGGAGUAUCAAUUGCCCUGGCAUAGCGAUUACCGGAUGUCAGAAUCGGUCAGUGUGUGCGAAGCAAAUUGGUAAGAUGGGAGAAAUUACCGCGAGGGCGCGGGAAGCGAAACCCAGCUGGGCAUACCAACGAGACUGGAACACAUCAGGACAGUCCUAUGACAGAGAACUUUUAUUGUCUAUUACCAACUAUGUGCUGGGCGAAGAUUCUUGA